CACAUUCUCUGGACAAGCGUCAUAUACUCGACCUCAGGCAUCUGUUUGAACUUCCCUCCUAAAGAUUGCAUUAUAUGGUCCUUGCAGUGGAUACUCAAAUCAGAGUGCUGGUUACAAAGGCUGGUAGGAGUUCCGUAUCGUGUCUAGGGUCAGUUUUCAUGGCAUAGAAUUUUAGUGUCUUCAUUUCGAUCCUCCACCGUUACGUGCUUCAGUCAUCCUCAGGACAAUCUCAGGUCGCAGACUUCACACAAUGACUAUCGAAGACUUGUCAGUUGAUGACGCCCUUGUUGGCAAAGUGAAAAACUACGUUGAGGAAUAUAUGUCCAAUUAUGACGCAUCGCACGACUUCAACCACAUCAAGCGUGUCCUCCGUCUCUCGCAGCAUAUCCAGUCUCAUACCCCUUCAACACGCCAAGAUUUGGUCACGCUGGCCGCGCUGCUCCACGACGUUGGCGACAAGAAGUACCUCCGCCCUGGCGAGGACCCUUCUCGCAUGGUAGCAUCCGUGCUCAUGUCCUUCGGUGCACCGCAGACCCUUGCCGACACCGUCCAGGCCAUCUGCCUCGGCGUCAGCUACUCCUCCGAGGUUAAGGACCCAGCGCGGACGCGGGCUCUUGUGGACAAGUAUCCGGAGCUGGCCGUUGUUCAGGAUGCCGACCGCCUAGAUGCCAUUGGCGCCGUAGGUAUUGCGAGGACGUUCGCAUUUGGAGGUGCCAAGAGUCGGACGUUGGAGAACACUAUGGAGCAUUUUGAUGACAAGCUCCUGUUGCUUGAGGGCAUGAUGAAAACAGAGGAGGGGAGGAGGAUGGCUAGGGAGAGGACGGAGAGGUUACGUUUAAUGAAGGCAUGGUGGCAAGAGGAGACUAGCCAGUAAAGUGGUUCUUCGAAGAAGUGAUGAAUGUAACCCGAAGUCAAGGAAACAAAACACUAGUCGAGUACAGUUAAAUAUGGCAUCUUACACUUCGCAUACCGGCAGACUAAAAGCACAGUCAGUCUGGUCGGCUUACGGUCCCCGCAAGCCUCACGAGAACCCUUACGAGAACCCUUACGAACCAAUUGGCUCUCUUGUACCUGACCAAAUUGGUGGAUCUACGUUGACUCUGUUGGCUGUCUCACAUGAGAACCUUUACGGAUUGGGAGUUUGUAGGACGGGCAAGACAUCAGGUCGGAAGAUUAU
This is a messenger RNA of Fusarium oxysporum Fo47, 1177 nucleotides long. Its product is annotated as HD domain-containing protein. The transcript has a single exon. The coding region runs from base 251 to 874 and encodes 207 amino acids. Lineage: Eukaryota; Fungi; Ascomycota; Sordariomycetes; Hypocreales; Nectriaceae. The record is from RefSeq and is a predicted model, not a curated record.